Molecule: messenger RNA, 1935 nt
Organism: Zea mays
Lineage: Eukaryota; Viridiplantae; Streptophyta; Magnoliopsida; Poales; Poaceae
Product: shugoshin centromeric cohesion 1
Exons: 16
Coding region: 119-1540 (473 amino acids)
Biological process (GO): maintenance of meiotic sister chromatid cohesion; meiotic sister chromatid segregation
Cellular component (GO): chromosome, centromeric region; nucleus
Source: RefSeq, a predicted model, not a curated record
AUCUGGAGCAUCUCAAACACCCCCUAACAUUCCAGCUCCCGCGCCGCUCUACCGUCGUCGCUUGAGCUCUCUCGCUGGCGGACCGCCCCCCUCAUCCCUGCGGUCACGCGCGACCUCCAUGACCUCCACCGCUGCAGGUGCAGGAAGCGGUAGCUUGAACCCUCCGCAUUCGAACCCUAGCGGCGAUGGCGGCCCUAGGAUCCGGUCGCCGCCGGGGAAAGGGAAUAAGCCCGUCGCUCUCGCCGACAUCACUAACACUGGGAAGCCCAACGCCGCCAGAUCCAUCACCGUCCCCGACCUCGUUAAGGAGAACACCAAGUUGCUGACUCUGCUCAACGAGAAGACAAAGAUUAUUGACCUCAGCAGGGUUGAGAUAUACAAGCUCCGUCUUGCCCUGCAAGCAUCAAAGCAACAGAAUCUACACCUUACACAAACCAAUUCGCAGAUGCUUGCGGAAAUAAACACAGGGAAAGAUCGUAUUAAGAUGCUGCAGCAUGAGCUUUCUUGUACAACAGCACUGCUUAAAGUAAAGGAUUCAGAGCUUGAUAGAAAGAAAAACGCUGGUAAUGUACAGCAGAAGGGAGUAAAAUCUCAGGUCUUGAAAACCAAAGCUUCCACAGUAGCAGUAGAGGCUCACCACGUUGGUGACUCAGUAACCAGUGGUGUUGAACACCAUGUGGUUGAAUCUCAAUCUGCCGUAUCAUCAAAUACUGUCUGCCAGGAGCCACCACAAGAUGGAAAGCAAAAGAGAAUGCCUCAACGGAGAAGGUCUUCAAGACUGAACCAAGGUUCCUGUGAGAUCAGGGGAGUAUCUCAGAACACACUGCAUGAGAACCCUGUAGUGCCUGUAGCUCCUUCCACUUUAAGUCUUGAGAAACAGUAUGGACAAACCACUGGAAAACAUAUGAAGUCACUGCAAAAUGAGUGCAGUGCAACUGUGCAUGAAGUAAUAAUGGCUUCAGAAUUCGAGAAAACUGAGAUAAAUGAGCUACCACAAAAAACAGAUCUGAAGGAGAUACCAGAAGCAUGUUCCAGUGAAACUGAAGUUCAGUCUCAUAAAAUUGGUGAUAAGGCCUUCAACAGUAAACAAAACCAUUUGACAGGAAGCCAAUCAUCUUUGUCAUUCAAUACCGUUGACACCCCCGAGCCACCAGAAGACAACACUGUCAAGCGGUGCUCAAAAAAACGGUCAUCCAUAGAGGAUGUAAAUGCCAAACUAGACACGAUUACCAGUGAGCCAUUGCGACAUGAAGAAAAGAGAAAAUCUCGAAGGAAAAUAUCUGCAAGACUGAAUUCAGUAUCUUCUGAGCACACAGAUAUCGUUGUUGAGACUGAGCACAAAGAUGUUAUUGUUUCUUUGGCCGGUUCCACUUCAAAUGUCUCAAUGGAGCAGCGGACAAAUCAAGAGCAGGAUGGUGAUUGUUUCUCAAGGAAAUCCAAUGAAAAUCAGAUAUUAGGGAGGAGGUCUCUAAGACGAGCUGCUGAAAAGGUCGUCUCUUACAAGGAGAUGCCCUUGAAUGUUAAGAUGCGACGACCUUAACUGCCAGGAGGAUGACCAUGGUGACAUGUUGUAGCUUGCUGUCCUGACUAGCCUUAAGCAGGUAUCCUUCUGUUUUUUUGUGUGCUCCAGAAUCAGUGAUUGCUUGCACAUCUCGUUCUACUUCAAACGAACCACCAAACAGUGGCGAAGCUAGAGCAAACUUGAAGGUUGUACAAUUGUUUUGUGGGUGCAUAGACAUCAUGUGAUCGUUGUGUAUGUAAGAUGAAAGUUUGUUCUUUAUAAUUAGUUCUGCACUUUUUAGACUCCAACAGCGAACUCGUUAAAUAUAGGGGUUGGUCAGCUCCUUUCUCUUUUCAACAAGAGACUGUAAAAAGUCUGUAAUACCUAAAAUUCUAUUUUAGGAAAUGUCUUCUAAAAAUGGGUUCCCCACUUUA